This is a messenger RNA of Chiloscyllium plagiosum (whitespotted bambooshark), 4069 nucleotides long. Its product is annotated as ICOS ligand-like. Gene Ontology annotation, biological process: negative regulation of T cell proliferation; immune response; T cell costimulation. Gene Ontology annotation, cellular component: external side of plasma membrane. NCBI's taxonomy places the organism in Eukaryota, Metazoa, Chordata, Chondrichthyes, Orectolobiformes, Hemiscylliidae. The record is from RefSeq and is a predicted model, not a curated record.
CCAGCAAGUUCCGCUUUUAUUUCUGAUUUUCAGCACCCACCGUACUGUCGGAUUUGUUUUUGUCAGGUGUCAAGUGUGUCGGGUUUGUCCUGCAGCAGCGAAAGGUGCUACGAGAAAUGUAUACCCCUGUAUAAAUUAUAAUCCUCCCAAUCCUCUGUGACUUGUAGUCCUUCCUCAACCCCCAGUUAUUUAAAAAGGGAAAGCGUGAGCAAGGCGCGCAGUCACUUCUGACAGGUGCGGCCGACAGACGAGGAAGAUGAUAUUUUGGAUUCGGAGAUUGAGAAGAAACAUUUGGGAUUUCCCUCCCGACUCGACAAACACCCCCCCGCCGCCGAAUGAAUCAUGAAAGAAAUGAAAAGCUUGUAAAUUGCAACUUGGCGUUGGAAAAUCUGCGGGCGGUUGCCUGGGGGCGCUCGAAGAAAGAAAAAGAAAGUUUCGAAAAAGUCCUCACAACUUUCGAUUGCCAAGUUUCAGUGUUUAACUUCCCUCCCUGCGACAGGACUGGUUUCGGUGCUGACUCCAGGGCUUACUGGGGAGUCAGACUUGAUGACAUUGACUGUCCAGGCACAAGGAUAUCAGGAGUUAGCACAGAGGGGGAAAUCUAUCAUUUGGAAUCUCUGGAGUCUCUCAGUACCCUUCGCCACAGAAGGCAUGGCGGACUUUACCCCUCCUCAGAUGGACCCAGGACCCAGGCCAACUUUCAGGGGAGCCAGACUGGUGCCUGGGCUGUUUGAGUGUGGAUUGCUUUUGUGUUGGGGAGCAGUUUCCUUGUCAACCCUCACAGUCUCAGGAAUUGUUGGGGAAAGUGCUCUGCUGCCCUGUGUGGAUAGCACUAUAAAAAAUCAUGCUCUUGAUGAGAUACGCGUGUACUGGCAGAUGGCUGACCAGUUAGUCCAUGCCUUUCACUCAGGGAAGGAACAUGCUUACCAGGACUACAGCAAUAGAGCCAGACUUUUUACAAAAGAAUUCAAGCAAGGCAACUUCUCCCUUCUCCUGUCUGACCUCCGAGUGAGUGACGAAGCUGAAUACAUCUGCGUAAUUCAGAUGAAACAGAAGACGGGGUAUGAUGUGGUUCUGUCUGUUUCAGUCAGUUUGCAAAUAGCAGCUCACUAUAUGGAGCCGGUGUUGAGUGCACAAUCUGAGCCGGGUCAUGAAGCUCUUGUGAAGCUAAAUUGUUCCUCAUGGGGCGGCUAUCCAGAACCACUUGUAUACUGGACUGAUGACAUCACGAACACCCUUCCUGAAAACAGUACAGUCAAGAAUGACAUUAUUUUUUCUCAUGGAGGACUGUACAACGUUACCUCCAUCCUCUGGAUCCAAGCUACAUCAUACUUGACAUAUACCUGCUCUAUAUACAAUCCCAAGCUUCAGAAGAACAAAACUGCAACUUUGCAUUGGAAUAUUUCUGAAGGAGACCGUGAAGAGAUCAGUGUCAGUGACACGCAUCACAGAUGGAUUACACCAGUGGUUUUAGUUACACUCAUCUUUGUGGUUACACUGGCAGGUUACAUUUUGCUGAAACAUUUUCCCAGGUCGUCACUGAUGAGAGUUGGUGUGGCUGCAGGACAAUGUGAGUUAGCUUCCCUAAAUGUCGUCAAUCCUACAUUAGACAGAAGAAGCCAUAUUCAGGAUGACCAAGGUGCUAUUGAAACUGAACCAUUUACCAAAAAUUUAGAAGACCAUAAAGGAGAGACUGAAACGUGAAUUACUCUGUUGCCACUGAAUGUAACUGUUAUAAUAUGUUCUUUGUACGUCUUUGGAUUAUUUGUAUAUGUCUCAUUUGACUGCUUACGGUGAUCACAUUGUCAAUAGUGACUCGAAAAUGGCGAAAAAUGCUCUGAAGUCCACGCCUGUAAAUGAUACUUUGCUAUCAAUUGUGCAACACUUUCUUUUCCUUUUUCUCCUCUCCGAAGCUGAAAUGUUGGGCAGUUUGCUCAGGUAUUGUAUCGAAGUAUUACAAUCAGUGAGAGGCUUGGAACGACAGAGGAGCAGAAAGAUGCAGAGAGGACAUGUACAGAAAUUGCUAAAAGUGGGCUGACACUUAUGAUCAUGAAUUAAAAAGCUGCUGGAGCAAGCCUUUAGCUGAAGAGGGCUGAAAUACAGAUGUUAUGUUGCUGACAUAGUUAGACUCAAUUCUUUUCCUUAAUUCUUUGUUAAGAUAUGGGCAUCGCUGACAAAGCCAGCAUUUGCUGCCGUUUCCAGUUACAUUGGAACUGAAUGGUUUGCUGGGCCGUUUCAGAGGGAAAUAAAGAGUCAACCACAUUAUGGUGGAUCUGGAGUCACAUGUAGGUCAGACCAGCUAAGAUUGGCAAAUUCCCCUCUCCGAAGGUGAACUAAUGGGUUUCUAAAGCAAUGAAUGAUGGCAUGAUUGGUGCACUAUUAUAGUCUCAGUAAUGGGAAACAUUAAACGUGUUCAAGUUGGGGCAAUGUGCCUCAGGAAACCGAUAUUACCUUUGGAGGGCUGCAGUGAGUAUUUACCAGGAUGACAUGAGGGGGAAAAGGGUUAAGCAUUGAAAUCAGAAUGCACAGAUUAAGCUUGUAGUUCUUUGAUCAAAAUGUGAUGUUCAGAAGAGGAAUAAAAUUAAUAGGACAGAAAGAAAGGUAAUUUCCUCUGAGGGAGGGGUGGGGGUUGGAGGGAGUGGAGUCCAGGACGAAGGGGCUUACUCUUAAAAAUUAGAUUCAGACUAUUCAAACUAAUCUGGAGAAAUACUUCUUCAUACAAAAACACACUGGAAAUCUAGAACACUCCCUACUGAUGCUGAAGAGCAAAUUGAAAAAUUUCAUUUUGAAGAUGUAUUGUCUGAAAUAUUAAUUGAGGAUAUUAUUGACUGAACCUAUAUCGGAUAUUUUUUUGUAAAGAAUCCUUUGCAGAGCUAACAGCAGGCAAAAGUAUUGCAUUUAGAAAGGACACUACUUCUUGAUUGGAAUGUUUGAGUCUAAUAAUUUCAGAGAAAGUUCACAUGAUUGAGUUGAUGGAUGAAAUAAAUCUAUUGGAUAUGAACACAGACAAUCAGAGGGCUCUCUUCUCUGGAGCAACAGCCUUUGCUGUCUCUGUCUUCUUUGCAGUUUUGGAAACCUCUCGUUACAAAGGUUGUGAGCUGAAAAACUGUCUGGAAGGCCUCGCCGCUACAAGUAGAGAGUUCCUUCACAGAAAGAUCUUCAUUGCCAUAACACAAGUGUUCAUAAAGGAGAAUCUGGUGUGGGGCAGAAAGACUAAAUGAAUUAUCCGACCCGCAGGUACACUUCCAGCAUCAAAAAGGUUAUUGUUUUACACUGGAGAGAACCUCUGGCAGUCCAGGAUCUUCUCCACUGAACAUAGAGAAAGUUACCAUUAUUUAUAUUUUUACUUUUAGCCUGCCUUUAGCUGGUAAAAACCAAUCAUACUAUUAAUUGAUUAUAUACACAUUAAUCAGAUUAAUCAUGUGACUGCAUGAUCGAUCCACAACACCUUUGGGUCAUCUUAUGAUGUUCACCAGACCCUCCUAUCACUUAUCCUUGAGCCUUCACAAUACAUUUUACUCAACCACAUUCCAGGCGUUAGCUCCUGCAUCAGUGACUCAAUACUCCCCUGCUAAUUGCAAGGGUGUCUCCUGUCUGCCUUAGACUGAAUGUCCAUGGGCAUGCAGUUAAAUUCCUUAAUACCUGCACACUUAAAACUCCAUGUUUUAUAUAUAACUUGUGGCUACGAUUACUUGGGGGUCAAACCCUACCCUUCUAUCCAAUAAUCAGUACCAUACUUUUGUCCAGCCUGGUUUGGAGACUUCUCUCAGUAUUUCUCAAGGAUGUUCAUUUUCAAACUGUCUCUAUACAUGCAGCUAUUGUAUUUUUACUUCUUAUUCAACAGGACUCUUCUGUAUGCAUUUCACAAGACCCUUUGUGUACAAUUAAACUGUUACAUUGGAUGUGCUUCUUCUAUGAAGUCUACAAUUGCUCUCGCUUAUAGUUUAACUUCAAACAUCUGACUAUGGAAGCUCCUGUUUCAGCUAAAAAUCUUCAUCAGCCUAUUUAUGUCACUGAAGACCACUUUCAGCUAUUUCAUGCUGAGUCAGCCAUAGGCAGCCCUAACUCU